Molecule: messenger RNA, 1707 nt
Organism: Juglans microcarpa x Juglans regia
Lineage: Eukaryota; Viridiplantae; Streptophyta; Magnoliopsida; Fagales; Juglandaceae
Exons: 6
Coding region: 1-1707 (568 amino acids)
Source: RefSeq, a predicted model, not a curated record
AUGACCAAUACGCUUAAGCAAUUCAUACAUAUUCAAGCCACCACAAAUAAUCAGAACACUCAGGCCAUAAAUGACUUGCGGGGCACCAUCAAUAAGAUCAGCACGACAUUGAGCUCUCUAGAGAGUGGAAAAUUUCUAACUCAGCCUCAGCCUAAUCCUCAUGGCUUGUGCACAGUGAAGAGGAAGUUAAAUGUAAAGAAUAAAGCUUUCUUAACGGAGCAAGUCAGUGCAUUGAUAUUGAGCAAGACUCUUCAGAAGUUCAGAGAUUUUGCCUCUCCUAACAUUUCUAUUAUGAUCGGUGAGUCACGCAUUGGGAGAACUUUACUUGAUUUGGAGAGUAGUGUGAACUUACUACCGUUCUCAGUGUAUGAGCAGUUGGGAUUGGGAGAGUUGAAAAACACCUUUAUCAUGCUACAGUUGGUUGACAGAUCUGUUAAGCAGCCAACCUCUACUAUUUAUCAAGCUCCUGUCAUCCUUGGAAGACCAUUUCUAAAUACGUCAAAUGCUUUGAUUAAUUGUAGAAGUGGAGUUCUGAAACUUUCUUUUGGGAACAUGGCACUUAAGUUGAACAUUUUCAAUGCUUGCAAGAUGCCAUCACAUUUUGAUGACACAAGUGAUUUGAAUGUUGUAGAGAGUUUGACACCAACAAGAUUUAUUUGCUCGAAUUUUUCCUUCUCUGAUGAUGAUUCCAUUUUUCAGACACCUGAAUUGAUGAAAAAGCUGACCAUGUUAAUGAAAAUGUCCUUGAAGUUUUGGACUGUUUUGCAGAUUAUUCUUUACCACUUGAAGUGCAAUUUGGAAGUGCAAGAUAGCAAUCACAAAGACACUUUUCUUGUGGUGAUUUACUCGAAGUUAAAUAAGAAGAAUGAAGCCCAGUUGAUUGAAAUCUUAAGAAAGUAUCGAGGCGCAAUUGGUUGGAUAAUACCCGACAUCAAAAGUAUUGAUGUUGUUGUUUGUACCCACAAAAUCCAUCUUGAAGACAAUGUUAGACAGGUCUGUGAUACUCAACGAAGGCUCAAUCCUACCAUGAAGGAAGUUUGCAAAGAGGAAGUGCUCAAACUGCUCACAGUGGCACCUGAGGACCAGGAGAAGAACACUUUUACCUGUCCUUUUGGCACUUUUCCUUUUACCAGAAUGCCUUUUGGUCAUAUUGUUUCUUCUGAAGGUAUAAAGGUCGAUAAGGCAAAAAUUGAAUUAAAAUCUAAACUUCAUAUCCCUAGGACAAUUAAAGAUAUUCGUUUCUUUCUUGGUCAUGCUGGCUUUUACAGGCGAUUUAUUCAGGGGUUUCAUUUUGUUGCAAAACUUUUGCGUACUCUUUUACAAAAUGAUGUUGAAUUUGUUUGGUCCAAUGAGUUCCAAAAAGCUUCUGAUACCUUUAAGGAAUCACUUAUCACACCCCUCAUUAUGCAACCUCCACAGUGGGACCUUCCCUUUGAAAUCAUGAUUGAUGCUAGUGACUAUGCCUUAGGGGCUAUUUUGGGUCAACGUGUGAAUAAUAUGCCUUCUGUGAUUUACUAUGCCAGUAGGACUUUAAAUGAAGCCCAGAAAAAUUACACCACUGUUGAAAAAGAAUUACUUGCAGUGGUUUUUGCACUUGAUAAAUUUCGGGCUUACAUUUUUUGUUCCCAUGUUACUAUUUUCACUGACCACUUUACUCUUAAAUAUUUGUUGGCUAAGAAAGAUGCAAAACCAUGCUUGAUCCGCUGA